Anopheles coustani is the source of this 741-nucleotide messenger RNA. RefSeq names its product enhancer of split mbeta protein-like. The transcript has a single exon. Lineage: Eukaryota; Metazoa; Arthropoda; Insecta; Diptera; Culicidae. The record is from RefSeq and is a predicted model, not a curated record. Gene Ontology annotation, molecular function: protein dimerization activity; DNA-binding transcription factor activity, RNA polymerase II-specific; RNA polymerase II cis-regulatory region sequence-specific DNA binding. Bases 1 to 741 code for a protein of 246 amino acids. Gene Ontology annotation, biological process: regulation of transcription by RNA polymerase II; anterior/posterior pattern specification; regulation of neurogenesis. Gene Ontology annotation, cellular component: nucleus.
AUGGAUUACGCAAACAUGGUGUCGGAGUCGAGCCUGAACGGUAAACUACAGUCCUCGCUGGAGCCAGUGUCCCGCACCUACCAGUACCGGAAGGUGAUGAAGCCGAUGCUGGAGCGGAAGCGCCGGGCGCGCAUCAACCGCUGCCUCGAUGAGCUGAAGGAGCUGAUGGUGUCGGCGCUGCAGUCCGAGGGCGAGAACGUGGCCAAGCUGGAGAAGGCCGACAUCCUCGAGCUGACCGUGCGCCACCUGCACAAGCUGCGCCGCCAGCAGCGUCUCGCCGCCAACCCCGUCAUCGAUGCCGACCGCUUCCGGGCCGGGUUCACCCAUGCCGCCAACGAGGUGUCCCGCUGUCUCGCCUCCACGCCCGGCGUCGACAUCAAGCUCGGAACCAAGCUGAUGACGCACCUCGGCCACCGGCUGAACGAUCUCGACAAAGUGUCCCCGCUGUCGGUGCACGUGGAGUCGCCCGGAUCGCCCACACCGGGCGGAGCCCCGACCACCGCCUCGCCCCCGAUCUCCCCCUUCUCGGCCGCCUCGUCCUCGGCCGGCGAUGUGCAGAUGUACCCGAUGCCGCUGACGCCCCAGUCGUACCGCAGCGAGGAGUCCUCCUCUCUGCUGCUCGCCCCCUCGACCACCCCGUCGCCGAACCCGAGCGAGUGCGACGCCGACCAUCACCACCAUCAGACCGGCGGUCUGCUGAAGAUCCAACAGUCCGGCGAGCCGGUCUGGCGGCCCUGGUAA